CAGGAUGAACGAGCUGGUGAAGAGUCUGCCCUCGCCGACCCUCCCCGGGCUGCACCUGCCCUGCCUGGACACCUACAAGGGCUGGCUCUUUAAAUGGACCAACUACCUGAAGGGCUACCAGCGGCGCUGGUUCGUCCUGAGCAACGGCCUGCUGUCCUACUACAGGACCCAGGCGGAGAUGGCACACACUUGCCGGGGUACUAUUCCCCUGGCGACGGCUCACAUCGAGGUGGGCGACACCUGCCACAUGGUGUUAACCAGCGGCGGCCGCAGCUACCACCUGAAAGCCACGUCUGAGGGGGAGUGCCAGCGAUGGGUGUCAGCUCUGCAGCAGGCCAAGGCCAACGCCACUCUCCUGAUGAAUCACUCAGAUGACUCAGGAGAUGAGGCUCCUGUUCCUCAGGAGGACCGUGCCCUAACGCAGGGGGUCCUCAAGAGUCUGGCCAACAAGCUGGACGACCUGAGCACCUGUAACGAUCUGAUCGGGAAGCACGGCGCCGCCCUGCAGCGCUCCCUCAGUGAGCUCGAGGACCUGCGAGGAACCACGGACAGCACGGACAAAGUGAAAGCUGUUAACGAGCGAGCCACCCUCUUCCGCAUCACCUCCAAUGCUAUGAUCAAUGCCUGUCGUGACUUUCUGGAUGUGGCAGAAUCUCACAGCCGGAGGUGGCAAAAGGCCCUGCAGCAUGAGAGAGAGCAGCGCAACCAUUUGGAGGAGACCAUUGAACAGUUGGCCAAACAGCACAACAGCUUAGAGAGAGCCUGGAGGGAGAAUCCCACCUCGUAUACAGGUGUGGAACUGUCUCAGGAGGGGGAUGCCAGUGACGAGAAUGACGAGGCAGAGUUCUUCGAUGCCGUGGAGGACUCUCCUGCAUUCAUAACAGUGACCGCUACUGGCAUACAGCACAAGCGCUCAGGGAGUAACCAGAGUAUGAUGAGUGGAAUCGUGCCCAAUGACUGGACUCACAAUGAGAAUGAUUCAGGUACAAACAACAUACAACUACGUAGAACAAGGCGCAGCCGCAUUCCAGACAAGCCAAAUUACUCCCUCAACCUGUGGAGCAUCAUGAAAAACUGUAUUGGCAAAGACCUGUCCAAGAUACCCAUGCCUGUUAACUUCAACGAGCCGCUGUCGAUGCUGCAACGUCUGUCAGAGGACCUGGAGUACAGCGAGCUUCUGGACCGGGCGGCCCAGUGCGACUCGUCCUUGGAGCAGAUGUGCCUGGUGGCCGCCUUCUCUGUCUCCUCCUACUCCACGACAGUCCAUCGCACCGCCAAGCCCUUCAACCCUCUGCUGGGGGAGACUUACGAGCUCGAUCGACUGGAGGAGUACGGCUACCGCUCAAUCUCUGAGCAGGUCAGCCAUCAUCCGCCAGCUGCUGCCCACCAUGUGACGUCGCAGCGAGGAUGGACCCUGUGGCAGCACAUCACCAUCGACAGCAAGUUCCGUGGGAAAUAUAUAUCUGUCAUGCCAUUAGGAAACAUCCACCUGCAGUUUCACUCGAGUGGAAACCACUACGUGUGGAGCAAAGUCACAUCAACGGUGCACAAUAUUAUCGUGGGAAAGCUUUGGAUUGACCAGUCCGGGGACAUCGACAUUGUAAACAACACGACCAAAGACACCUGCCGUCUCAAAUUCUCCCCCUACAGCUACUUCUCCAGAGAGGUUCCACGUAAAGUGACCGGGGUGGUGGAGGACAGAGAGGGCACAGCCCAUUACAUCCUGUCAGGGACCUGGGACGACAAGAUGGAGAGCGCUAAAGUGGUGGACAGCAGCCAAGGCUGCGGUGGCUCUGAGGGCAAACAGAAGACUGUGUAUCAGACUCUGCAGCCCAAGCUGCUCUGGAAGAAAUAUCCCCUCCCAGACAAUGCGGAGAACAUGCACUUUUUCUCCUCCCUGGCUCUCACCCUGAAUGAGCCGGAAGAGGGUGUCGCACCCACGGACAGUCGUCUCCGACCCGACCAGCGGCUGAUGGAGGCCGGUCUGUGGGACGAAGCAAACAGCCAAAAGCAGCGUUUAGAGGAGUGUCAGAGGCUGGAGCGAAAAAGAAGGGAGACACAAGCCAAUCAGGCUCUGGAGGAAGGGCAAGACAUCGAAGGAUACCAGCCGCUGUGGUUUGAGAAGAGGACAGAGGACUCGACGGGAGAGAGCACCUACGUCUACAAAGGCGGCUACUGGGAGGCUAAAGAAAGACAAGACUGGAGCCAGUGUCCGCAGAUCUUCUAGGACGAAAUGUCGCUCGCACCGCGGCAUCAGAUAGGCUGAGUGCUUCCCCGUGAUGUGAACAUACUC
Messenger RNA from Salarias fasciatus (jewelled blenny), 2293 nucleotides. RefSeq names its product oxysterol binding protein 2a (gene osbp2a). Gene Ontology annotation, molecular function: cholesterol binding. Gene Ontology annotation, cellular component: plasma membrane; cytosol; perinuclear endoplasmic reticulum. The transcript has 14 exons. The coding region runs from base 5 to 2227 and encodes 740 amino acids. NCBI's taxonomy places the organism in Eukaryota, Metazoa, Chordata, Actinopteri, Blenniiformes, Blenniidae. The record is from RefSeq and is a predicted model, not a curated record.